Molecule: messenger RNA, 1250 nt
Organism: Aphidius gifuensis
Lineage: Eukaryota; Metazoa; Arthropoda; Insecta; Hymenoptera; Braconidae
Exons: 3
Coding region: 362-1087 (241 amino acids)
Source: RefSeq, a predicted model, not a curated record
UUCAGUUGACGAGUUUGGUUGAAUCAGUCAACUGAUUUUUUUCAUUAUAUAUUAUAUUUAAUAUUACUGUACUAUUUGUUAAACAUUUAACGGUACUAAGUGUAAAUUUAAUACUGAGUAUAUAUAUUUUUUGUUGUUUGUUGUUUGUUUGUUUUAUUUUAUUUUUUUCGUUACACAGUAAUAUCGUUAACAGUUAAUAUUAUAAAUAUAUAUAACGACUAUUGUCGUUUCAAAGUGUUAAACUAUAUAAAGAACUUGAAAUAUAAUAUUUUUCUUCAAUAAAGAAAGACUCAUUGAUUGUGAAUAACAAAGUUUAUUAAUUUAUUUUAUUGUUGCUAUUGCCAGCUAUCCUAAUAUUAUCAUGAAACUCCCAACAAUUAAUAUUAUUAUUGUUAUUGGUUUAAAUUUUUUAACAUCUAUUUUGGCAUCUCAUCAUGAUCAUUUGGGACAUUAUCAAAAAAAAUAUGGUUCAAAUGAAUUGAGAUCAAAACCAACUAAAUAUAGUCAAGAGGGUGAAACUGUUAUUGAAAAUAAAAAUGUAAACAUUAUUGUUAAUGUUGAUCCGAAAGAUGUUGCUGCUGAGCUAUGGAAAUUAAUUGAAGAACAUAUUGAUGUACCAUUAACAAGAAGAUCAUUUACAUCAAAUUAUAUUAUUGAAGAUUUAGAAAAAAUUGUUGUACCAAUUAUACAACCAACUCGUCGUUCAGCAACAUCACCAUUUCAGCUGGCUGAUGCAUUGGAUCGUGUUACAAGAAGAGCAUUGAAUAAUAAUUCAAAUGUUAAUAUCAAUGCUAGUAUUGAUAGGGAAAUUUUAACAAGAGAUAUUGUUACUAAAAUGAUGAAAAAAUUAAAAAUAAUAACUAAUUUCACUAAGAAAAAAAAUGCAAUGGCUAAUAAAAUUCAUGAUAACAAUGACGAUGAUGAUAAUGAUGAUGACGAUGAUGCAAAUAAUGCAAAAGAAGAUUUAAAAGAAAAUAAAAAAAAAUUAAAUCGAAAUAGUCGAAGAAUGCAAUCAAAUAUUCGUGAUGAUGAAUAUAUAAAUUUUAAUUUAAGAAUAUUAAAAAGUUCACUUCUUGAUAUAAUAUAAAUUAAAUCAAUUAAUUAUCAUAAAUUAUAAUUUAAAUUAUUAAAUAAUAAUAAUAUGUAUUAUUUACAUUUUUAAUGUAAAGCAAAAAAAAAAAAAUUAAUUUGUCAAGAUAAAAUUAUUUUAUGUUCAAAAAAAAAAGGAAAAAAAAAAAACAAAAAAACAA